GCUUCAUUUGGCUAGAGUCCUGGUGCUAGCUGGGAUUACAAUUGAUGUUUACUUUGUGUCAAAUUAACACAUUUUCUUUUGUUUUACUUAUAUAACAGUCAAACAGUGUUUAGCAUCAUCUUGUCAAAUUGCAUCGGUUUGCAUCAGUUUCUAUGGGUGACUUUUAAUUUGAAGGCGAAAUGCAUUCCGCUAUUGUUGUCCACAGCACACUGGUCUAUGAAACACUGACAGGUGAGAAAGGGCGACCGAAGGACUAACAACAGCGUUAAUGAAACUUUGUUGCUGAUUUCGUUAUGGGGAUGCCAUACGCCAUGUUAAGAUAAAGGCGACUGUGUUUAACAUGCUUAAGCGGUUGGACAAAAUCCGGUUCCGAGGUCAGCGGACAGAUGUGUUUCUGGAUCUGGGCGACUCGCCCAACACUUCUGACACUGAAUGUAGUGAAGAGAUUCUGAUGAAGCCUCGGCCCUCACUUGAAAUGAAAGACACUGAAGAAGUGCAAGACCCUGCUGGUCCAGGGACACUUACUAUGCCUGCUGCAGCCAUCCAGGACUACCAGAGGACUGAGACAGAUCGACUCAAUGACUUGAAAGGCCACCUGGAAAUUGCGUUACUGGAAAAGCAUUUUCUACAGGAAGAGUUGAGGAAACUUCGAGAAGAGACCAACAUAGACACUCUGAAACAGGAGUUGGAGAAAGAGAGAUCGAAGAGGCUGGACUUGGAACAGAAACUGAACUUGGAAGUUCUCAAAAUGGGACCGGAGGAUUCCCCAUCACAGCGACCCAGAGAAACACCUCCACCUCCCACUGCCAACGGUACAGACAAGCAGAAGGAGACCAUGUACUCAUGGCUGCAGGCGUGGCUGUACAACCGGUUUGGAGCGUACAUCGGGGACUUUCGUUUCCAGCCGGAGGAGAACACAGUGGAGCCAGAGGAGCCGCUAAGCGCUAAGAGAUUGACUGAAAACAUGAGAAGACUCAAGCGGGGUGCCAAACCUGUCAUAAACUUUAAGAGGAACCUUUUUGCCUUAUCCAGCUGGCAAUCAGUGUAUACGUCAGCCUUCGCCUUCAUUAUCUAUAUGAAUGCAGCGUGGCACGGUUGGGCCAUCCCCAUGUUUAUCUUCCUAGCCAUUCUAAGGUUGUCCUUGAAUUACCUCAUUUCCAGAGGUUGGAGGAUCCAGUGGAGUAUUGUGCCCGGGGUCUCUGAACCUGUGGAACCACCAAAGGAGGAUCUGACUGUUUCAGAGAAGUUCCAGUUAGUUCUUGAUGUAGCUCAAAAAGCACAGAAUCUUUUUGGAAAGAUGGCAGAUGUCUUGGAGAAAAUAAAGAACCUGUUCAUGUGGGUGCAUCCUGAGUUUACUCAGAAGCUUUACGUUGGUCUAUGGGUGGCCUUGAUCUGCUCCUGUCUCAUCCCCUACAAGCUCAUGGGCUUUAUGAUUGGGCUGUAUGCAGGGAUCAAGUUCUUCAUUAUCGACUUCAUGUUCAGGAGCUGUCCCAAGCUAAGAGACAAGUAUGACACGCCCCACAUCAUCUGGACCAACCUGCCCACUGACCCCCAGCUGAAGGAACGCGGGGGUGCGGCAUUGUCCAGACGGCUCUCUGGGUGUGAAAAGAUCCAUCCGACGGUAGCUCAUGGCAGUCUAGGAACAGCCUUACCAUGUGGUAUCAGUCUAGAGGAACAGACUGGCAGGGCCUACAAUACUAAGAAGGGGGCUUUCCACGAGGUCUUCAAUCUUUCCGGGGAUGAGCGCCCCCUAGCAGUGUGUGAGAAUGGCUGGCGAUGCUGCUUGAUCAACAGGGACAGGAAGAGUCCCACAGACUACAUCCGUAACGGGGUGCUCUUUGUCACUGAAAAUUACCUUUGCUUUGAAGGCUCAAGCUGCAGGUCAAAUUCCUCUAGAAAGAACAAAGUUAUCAAACUGAUUGACAUCACUGAUAUUCAGAAGUACAAAGUCUUGUCUGUAUUACCUGGAUCUGGAAUGGGAAUCUCCAUAGCAACACCGUCCACCCAGAAGCCGUUGGUGUUUGGUGCCAUGAUCCACAGGGACGAGGCCUUUGACGCCAUCUUCACACAGUAUACGAAGAAAGUGACCAUGACCACAGCCACCAACCCUGAGACCUAACAUAUCAAAAUGGCUGCCUUCACUAGGGAUGUCCUAUACUGACACAGCGAGUUCUCUAUGUAGUACACUGCUACUGGCCAAUUAGUAUAUCUGCACGUAUGUUAAGCUAGUGUCCAUGCCAAGGUGGUGGAUUCCUCCACCAAGCCACAUUAGGUUAGUAUGUGAGGAUGGUAUCCACUUGAUCUGAGGCCUGGUCCAUCACUAUAGAGCCCAAGGUCUUCUUAUCCUCUCAUUGAUAACCACAACUCCUCAUUAGGUCUAACUAAGGAACUACAACUCCUGGACCCGCACACCAUCGCUGCCUCCUACUGGUUCGGUCGAGGCUAUUGCAUCCAGGGAAGUAGCCUAUAGAGCCUAGAGACACCCUUGUCUUGAUUUGCUGUUGUUCUGUACUCGGGUAAUAGCUUUUCAAUUCUAUCUCUCUUUUGUUGUCAGUUUUUUUUUUUUGUGCAUGCGUGCGAGAAUGUGUGCUGCUAAAAAGCGUGUGUGUGUGUGGUGGGGGGGUGAUCAUUUUAUGGUCAACACUGUUGUGCUGUUUCAGGAGGAGGCUGGAUCUCUUUGCCCAUCUGACAGGACAGCCUGGCACUCCCAUUUUGUGUAUCACACACAUUGAUGCUCUUUGCUCUACUUAAUGCUCUCCUUCAGUAGGAUGUAUUUGGUUUGAUAUAGAUAUCAUUGGUGGCCUUGCACAGGUCUUAACUCACAUUUUGUAAAGUGCACCAGAAACCACGUUUAUGAAAACCUCAAGCCUUCAUGUUCCCAGAUAAUGAAUGUGCUUUAGAUAUCAUUUCUGCAAUAGCCUUUAGGUGUAACUGUUUUAUUUAGCCUUUUUUUCUGAGAGUGGAGGGACGGAACGGGAAUAAUUUAAUGAUGGGCAGCCAAAAGUCAUUGUAGUCAAUAUCUUUCUCACACACAUUGUUGUCUUGGCAAAGAAAAGGUAUGGAUUUAAAUUUCCAUGUUAAGGAGUCAUGAUGCUUUCAUAAGCACCGCAUAAACAUUACCCUGAAGCCUCAGAGUAUAUUAUGUAGAACAAUAAUCUCCCGAAGGAAGGGGGUAAUGUAGCAUCAUUUACCCAACACCUAGCGACCUUGUCAAGAUGUUCAGAGCUCUUGGCGUAACGGUUAAGGUGUUGGCUACAAUAUGUUCUAGUUGAGCACAUGCUAGGGAGGCUAACUGGACAUUUGCUUGAUGUCUUUUAGUCUACACCAAGUAACUUAGGUAUCUCACUCUCCAAGCCCCUCGAAAAAGUUAGAUAUACUUAAGAAGCACAGUAUGUACUGUAUGUAUGCCAAAAUGUUUUCUUCAUUUCACUGCUUGUCAUUUAGUUCUUUCACCCUAUAUCUGUAACGUUUACAGAUGUUAGGUUCUAAACUCCACUGCUUUAAGUCAGUUUGAUUCCUUGUAAGACUAUGAGGUCAUGAAGACUGACCGGUACGUCUUGUGAUGGAGAAAUUCUGAAUGCUGAUAAACCUGAGUGGUCACAUCUCAGCCAAUCAAAAACUUCCCCUCGGUUUAGCCACACUCUUUGCAAGUGGAUGGUGAAUUGAAAGGUGUUAAUUCGUGGAGUCAUGUUGCUUCCAAAUCUGUUUGAAUCAGCACUGUCUGAACAAUGUCAAUUUAUGGCAUGGCCGUCAACUUGAAGAUGGAAAGUAAUCAUUAUAGUACCGUGUGUGUCCUAAACCAUCGAAGGUGUUGUAAAAUAUAAAUAGCCUCGCUAAUAGAUCAUGCCCUUGUUGAUCGAUCAUCCUUUUUGUCGCUUGCAAAUUCCCAGUAUGAUGGCAAUGGCUUCACCAAGUCCAGUUUGUUGUGUUGCAGCCUGAAUUCAAAAUGGACAAAAACAAAACAUUUUCUCUCACCCAUCUACACACAUUACCCCAUACAUGACAAAGUGAUAACAUGUUUUUAGAAAAUGUUGCAAAUGUAUUGAAAUAAAAUACAGAAAUAUCUGAUUUACAUAAGUAUUCACACCCCUGAGUCAAGACUUUGUAGAAGCACAUUUGGCAGUGUUUAUAGCUGUGAGUCUUUCUGGGGUCUAUAAGUCUAUAAGCGCUUUCCACACCUUGUUUGUGCAACAGUUGGCAAUUUUUUUGUUUUUUUGUUUACCUAUCUACCAAUAAGUGCCCUUUGCGAGGCAUUGGAAAACCUCCCAGUCUGAUGUCGAAUCUGUAUUUGAAAUUCACUGCUCGAAUGAGGGACCUUAGGCUUGCUAUAACAAAGGGCUUGAAUACUUUUUGACCCAAGACAUUUCAGCUUUUCAUUUUUUAUUAAUUUGUAACAAUGUCUAAAACUUUGACAUUAUGGAGUGUUGUGUGUAGGCCAGUGACAUAGACAUGUUGUCCUUUUUAAAUUCAGGCUGUAACAACAAAAUGUGGAAAAAGUCUAGGUGUGAAUACUUUCUGAAGGCACUGUAUUUCUUUUAAAUCAAAGUACUUGUUUGCUAAUUCAUUUUUCGUAAUACUUCCCAAUCAAAAUGUAACUGUUUAGGAACGAUAACCAGUUACAGUAGGUGUGAAUACUUCUUUGUUAUCUGCCUUCCCAAAAAAUUGUACAUAUGAAAUUUUGUAAUGAACACAUUUUAAACCCCUGUAAAGUUUUUAAAGAAAAUGGUUUUAUUGUAAAAUGUUAUGAACAUUUUCACUUAAGUAAACACAUUUUAAAGUAA
Salvelinus fontinalis (brook trout) is the source of this 4781-nucleotide messenger RNA. Its product is annotated as GRAM domain-containing protein 4-like. Gene Ontology annotation, biological process: negative regulation of toll-like receptor 9 signaling pathway; apoptotic process. The coding region runs from base 341 to 2119 and encodes 592 amino acids. The transcript has 20 exons. NCBI's taxonomy places the organism in Eukaryota, Metazoa, Chordata, Actinopteri, Salmoniformes, Salmonidae. The record is from RefSeq and is a predicted model, not a curated record.